Messenger RNA from Pyricularia pennisetigena, 2550 nucleotides. RefSeq lists its product as uncharacterized. The record is from RefSeq and is a predicted model, not a curated record. The coding region runs from base 1 to 2550 and encodes 849 amino acids. The transcript has 9 exons. Lineage: Eukaryota; Fungi; Ascomycota; Sordariomycetes; Magnaporthales; Pyriculariaceae. Gene Ontology annotation, molecular function: oxidoreductase activity.
AUGAUAACCAUGGGCUCUGCGUUUGUGAUUGGAGCGAGCGGUAUCGGAAGGGCGUGUGCGUUGGCGUUUGCACGCCGUGGCGUGGCCGGCCUGGUGGUGGCUGACGUGGAUCUGCAGGCUGCCGAAUACCUAGUUGCCGAAUGUAAGGCUGAGGCAGAGUCGGCCGGUACUGCAGACGCCCUAGGGUGUGCAGAGGCCACCAAGGUGGACGUUGCGGAUGAGAAUUCGGUCGAGUCUGCCGUGACUUUUGCGCGGCGUGUGCUAGGUAGGGUUGACUAUUGCGUCAACAGCGCGGGGAUUGGGGUGAAGCUGGCCAAAGAGGUCUCGGAAGCCAGCCCCGUGGAGUUUGAGACAAUGUUCCAGGUCAACGUCAGAGGUACCUUUCUCGUCACACGCGCCAUGUCGGCGCUGAUGAGGACGCAGGAUCCUGUGCCCGUCUUGCGCAACUCGCCGGGUAGGGGCGCCACGCGAGGUUGCAUUGUCAUCUUGGGAUCCGCAGCCGCGUUUGCUGCGACGCCCAACAUGAUCCAGUACACGACGGCCAAGCAUGCCGUGCUUGGUCUGACCAAGAGCGCGGCGCUCGACAACGCGGCUCAUGGCAUCCGUGUCAACAGCGUCUGCCCGUCGUGGGUCGACACCCCCAUGGUCCGCAGGGCUCUGCAGGACGUGCCAGAGCUGGAGCAGACGAUCCGAACCAGCGUGCCGAUGAGGCGGAUCGCCCUGGCCGAGGAGGUGGCCGAUGCCGUCAUGUUCUUCUGCAGCCCGGCCGCGAGCUAUGCGACUGGCUGCAACAUGAUUUUGGAUGGCGUCUUCCGACACAUCACCGGCAACGCCGACAAUGGCAAGUCGGUCUUUCUGCACUCGGACCAUGGUAAUCACCACCGAGUGAUUGGGGAGAAGCAGGCGGUCGCCAACAUCAUGUACUCGACGCAGGAGACGCCAGUCGAGUUGAAUGGCGACGUCGACGUCCAGAAAGCGCUUUCGCAAGAGCCUCCUUUCCACUACGCCUCAGGCUCCGUCUGCCGCAUGAUGGACUUUGCGCCGGGCGCCGCCUCUCCGCUCCACCGCGGGCUGACGAUCGACUACGGCGUCGUCAUCGAGGGCGUGUUCGAGCUGAGCCUCGACUCGGGCCAGAAGCGCAUCUUGCGGCAGGGCGACGUGGCCGUGCAGCGCGCCACGGCCCACGUUUGGAAGAACGUCACUGGCGGCGGCACCCUCCCCGGUCGCAUGCUGUGGGUCUUGCUGGACUGCAACGACGUCUAUGUCGGGGGUUCGGCGGCUACCGGAGAGGGCUCCAAGGUGACGGGGGACUUGGGUAGUUUGAAGAAGGAGUACGAGGGCAUCGGUUUGGGCUUGGCCAAAGGCUACCUCUCCCGGCCCAACCACAUCGUCAUAUGCAGCGUGCGCAGCGCCAAGACGGACGUGUCUGCCCUCGAAGCCGCGUCCAAGGCCGAGGGCUCCAAGCUCAUCGUGGUCUACAUUGAGAGCACCUCCAAGACGGACCCCACCCAGGCCGCAGCGGACGUGCAGGCCGCGGGCGUCCACCACCUCGACGUGCUGAUUGCCAACGCGGGCGGCAUGCCCGAGGGCAACAAGCCGCUGCUGGAGCUGGGCCCCGACGAGCUCUGCUGGUCCGUCCAGGUCAACGCGGCCGCGCCGCUGUUGGUGCUGCAGGCCUUCAGGCCGCUGCUGCAAAAGGCCGACUCGCCCCGCUUCGCCGUCAUCUCGUCCACCUCCGGGUCCAUCGAGUUCAUGAAGAACAUCUCGUCCUUCAUCUUCCCGGGCUACGGCGCCGCCAAGGCCACUCUCAACUGGCUCACAAUGGGUGUCCACCUGUCGCAGGAAUGGCUGACCACCCUCGUCAUUCAUCCCGGUCUUGUCCAGAGCGAGCCCGGAAACUGGGUGGCCAAACAGAUUGGAAUGGCCGAGGCCCCAACGACAAUUGAGCAGGCCGCUGAGGCCUCAGGCCCCAUCACAUCCUUUCCCGCCCAAGGCCUCCGCAAGCCGUCACGGUUCGUGACGGGCCACAACGCAGCCGGCGAGUCGGUGUUUGUGCGGUCCGACCAGGGCGAGCACCAAGCCGUCAUGCUCGACGGGCUGGGUGCGCAGAGCAUCUUCUACAGCUGCGCGUCCAACCCGGUGCAGGUCAACGGCGACGCGGACCUGGCGUACGCGGCCGCGAACCCGCCGCCGCUGCACGUGCCGGGCGGGGCGGUGGUGCGCAUGAUCGACUUUGCGCCCGGCAGCGAGUCCAACAUGCACCGGGCCGUCUGCCUCGGCAUCGGCACCGUGUGCGAGGGCGAGGUCGAGCUCAGCCUCGGCGGCAGCGGCGAGACCCGCGUCAUGCGGCCCGGCGACGUCUCCAUCAACCGCGGCGCCAUGCACCGCUGGCGCAACGUCUCGGCCGACAAGCCCGCCCGCAUGCUCUACGUGCUGCUCGACGUCGAGCCCAUCCUCGUGAACGGCAAGGCCCUGGAGUUUGAGAUGGGCCGCUUGAUGAAGGAGUAUUCCGAGUACAAGGAGGGCGAGGGCGACAACAAGAAGGUCUGA